AUGGCACAACAGAAUCUUGCUGUGAAACUAUGUGGAGUGCUUCAAGCGCAAAGCCAAGAAGAGAUAACAGCAAGAGAAUGGCGUUUAAUAGGCCAAGAGCAAGAUGGAUCUCAAGUUUUUACUUGGGUGUCGAAGAAAAAUGAGGGGGAAGUAAUGAAUAUAGGCGCGUAUACAAAUAGCACAAAAACUCUUACCGUAUUACAUACAUUUGAUGAGAAGUUAAAUAUAAUACAAGCCUCUGUGAAUUCUACGCACAGCCUUCUGAUUUAUGUUGUUAAAAUACUCCCUAAAGGAGAUGACAACAUUAAAGAAGCUUUGUAUUGUCCAUAUUUGAUAUCUUUGCUUCCUGAUAAAGUAAGCGUCCCCGAGGAAAUUGAAGAAAGAUCUAAUAGGCAGAUAAUGGUACAAUAUAUAUAUGGGAAAAGUAAUAAAUAUAGCCCUGGUAUUAGGAAUGAUCGAUUUUUAUUGUUCAAGCACUUGGAAUACAUCAAGAUAUAUAGGACACCAAUGUUUUUGAAUGAAUGUGACGAUGGCACUGAGAGAUGGGGUUUUGAUGGCAUCUACCCUGAACCAGAAACUAUCGUCAAAGUAUUCUCCUGGGCACAAUGGGACUGCGUCAAUCAGGUGCUGUUCUACAUUCACUACCGUCAGCCAGCGCAGAGCUUCGCAGAAGGUGAAGAAGUCAAAUCGCCGAGUGAAAUGACGCCUACGCUCUCUGCGUUGCAGUUUCACGUCGAUUUGCCUCACGAGACUGUGCUGAACAUUCCGCUGAGCCUGGGGCCGGCGGCGGGCGCUGGAUCUGCGUGCGGCUCGUAUGAGGACGACCCGCUGCCGCUGCGCGUGCACGACUGCGGGCUCGACCUGCACAUAGUGUGUGAUGCGCGCGGUCUACUCGCCAUCUGCCACCACUACCUCUACAAGCCUUUAGACGAUUCCACCACGUCCCUGGUAUUAGAAGACAGCGCGGAACUGAAAGAGUCGGGCGUGAACUUUGCAUACUCCAUCACGCUUUUACACCAUGGUUGUGUAGUGCACAGUGUGGUCCCGGAUCUGCCCUGGAACCUCGCCAAGUCGCUCCGGCCUUCCUACACACUGUACGAAGACAACCAUCUUCUGGUGAACAUACCAAUGCUCUUCACCCAUUUGAUAGACAUCAGUUUACACCAUGAGCCUUGUUCCCACAUCGUCAUUCCUGUAGAAGAGACUGAGAGUGGGCCCAGCCUCGCACCACUGCUAGGCUGGGGAUUCCACGCCAUGGUAGACUUGAAUACGUUGGACGUGGUUACAAUGAAUGUAGCUGAAAAGGAUUUGGUGGCGACAUUCAAGAGUAACACGACGGUGGAAAACAAACUUGCUAUUAUACAUUACUUGAUACAGCAUGAAGGGAAUCUGGAUUUAGCUGAAGAGCUGGUGUCGUGGCUGUGCGUGAACCAGCGAGAGGCGCUGGGCGGGCUGCAGCGCGUGCUGCAAGAGUACUUGGUGGCCUACACGUACGCGCUCACUCGCCGCUCGCUGCCUGCCUCCGCGCUCCCCCUCAUGUCCAUGCUGCCCUUCACACUGCACCUCAAGUUCGCAGACGUUAAGGCCGGCGAGGUGUCGGUGUCCGUGAGCCAGGAGAAGCUGUGGAACAGCGCGGCGGUGGUGCUGGCGCCGCGGCAGCGCGUGAGCCAGUUCGCCGAGGACGCGUGGACGCGGCUGUGGAGCGCGCUCGCCGCAACUCCGCGCCGCCGCCUGCGCCCGCCCGACGUGCUCGAGCGCCUGCGUGUGUCACUGCACUGCUACCAGCCAGAAGCCUUAUCUCGCUGCAGUACACCACUUUCGCCGACAGCGAACGCGCCUUUAGCUUCACGAAGGCCAUCGUUUGCGCCACAAGACGCAUUGCCCUUCUACGAGUUGGACGUUUGCACCGCUAGCAAGCAAGAGCAUAUUAUCGCUGCGAACCUGCGUGCGGUGAGCGUGCAUGUGAUGCGCGAACGGGGGGAGGCGGGUGGUGCGGGUGGGGCGGAGGGCGGCGUGCACGCGCUGGGCACGCGCUGGGCAGCCGCGCAGGUGGAGGCGGCGCGCUCGCUUUGCCGCGCCGCCUCGCGCGCCGCCGCCGUGCCCGCCUCGCACCAGCGCGGCUUCGCACUCGUAGAUGAGAUGGACCCCACACACGCGCUGAUCCUGUUCAAGAUCCUGGAGCAGUACUACCUGGCGACGGAGUCCAUCGCGUUCCCGCUGCCGCAGGGCUUCAGUUCGUUCUUCACGUAUCUCGGCUACCGCACGCUGCCGUUCUAUGCCUUCGUGCAGUACGUUCACCGCAACGUCUUCGAGCUGCAGAUAGACGUGCUCAAAGCUAUCAUUACCGGUAAAGAUGACGACGACAAGCGCGUCGUGAACAACAAGCUGCGGCUGGUGCAGCUGGCGGGCGAGGCGCGUGGCAAGCGGGCGCUGUGCGCGUGGCAGCACCGCGCCGCACUGCAGCUGCGCGCGCGAGCACGCCGCCGCGCUGCUCAGCGGCGGCCCGCCCACGCACGAGCGCGCGCGUCACCGCCCUACGCGCGAGCCCGGUCAGUACACGCGCAGUACUAA
Messenger RNA from Parnassius apollo (apollo), 2571 nucleotides. The record is from the annotation of a GenBank genome assembly. NCBI's taxonomy places the organism in Eukaryota, Metazoa, Arthropoda, Insecta, Lepidoptera, Papilionidae.